AGCAGAUCGUGCAUUGCAUUUGCAUUUGAAGAGCAGCUCGCUCGCUAGCUAGCAGGGAGAAGGAGAAGAUCAAGCAAGCAAGCAUGAUGAACCAUCGGGAGCUGCCGUACCACCUGAGCAACACGGUGCUGGGCUACCUGAACCUGCUCACGCUGCUGGCGUCCAUCCCCAUCAUCGGCGCGGGCCUCUGGCUCGCCCACGCCGCCUCCACCACGCCGGCCACCACGUGCCAGUCCGCGCUCCAGGGCCCGCUCCUCGCCGUCGGCUUCGUGGCAUUCCUCGUCUCCCUGCCGGGCUUCAUCGGCGCGCGCUACCACGUCUCCUGGGCGCUCUGGCUCUACCUCGCCGCCCUGCUCCUCCUCGUCCUCGCCCUCCUCGGCGCCACCGCGUUCGGGCUCGCCGUCACGGCGGGCGGCGGCGGGACGCAGGUGCCGGGAAGACCCUACCGCGAGUACCACACGCGGGACUACUCGGCCUGGCUCCGGCGGCACGUGGCCGACGAGAAGUACUGGCGCCCCGCGCUGGCGUGCGUGGCCAGCUCCAGGGCGUGCCGCGAGGUGGCCGGCUGGACGCCGGAGGACUACAUGCGGCGCGACCUCACGCCGGUGCAGUCCGGUUGCUGCAAGCCGCCCACCUCCUGCGUCUACGGCGACGGCGAGCUGGCGGUGACCGCGGUGCAGGACGAGGACUGCUACGCGUGGAGGAACGACCCGGCGGUGCUCUGCUACGGGUGCGAGUCGUGCAGGGCCGGCGUGAUGGAGCAGCUCCGCCGCCACUGCCACAACCUCACGAUACUGAACGCCGCGCUGCUGCUCGUCCUCAUCGCCGUCUGCUCCGGCGGGUGCUGCGCGUUCCGGAACGCGAGAAGGGCGGAGUACGCCUACGGCGGCGGCAGGAUGUCCAAGAUCCAUCCACGCUGGGAUUACUUCUGUUUCAGGUCGAGGUGGUGGCGUGGCCACAGAGAACAGAUCUAUUGACUAGAGAAUUCUGGUGGUUCGAUCAGUUGCCUCAACCCUCAAGUAAAGGAAAGACAGAUUUUGUUGUAGUUUUUGUAUGGAGAAAUAAUUGGUACAAAGUAUUUUUUUUUGUCUUAGUUUGCGCUA
Molecule: messenger RNA, 1103 nt
Organism: Lolium perenne
Lineage: Eukaryota; Viridiplantae; Streptophyta; Magnoliopsida; Poales; Poaceae
Product: tetraspanin-6-like
Biological process (GO): auxin-activated signaling pathway
Cellular component (GO): membrane
Source: RefSeq, a predicted model, not a curated record